AUGAGUGAUACAUAUGGCAAUCGACCAAGGGUUCGCAUAGCCAAACCGUUGAGGUUAACUCCCACAAGAUCAUCCGAUAGUAGUACGAUUGACCCUACGAGAGUCAACUCAUGGUUGAAAAGGCUAGGGUUUGAGUUUGUAGUCACGCUAAGUACUAGACAAUGCUUGUUUCAUCGUGACACAGUGAAAGUGAAUGGCCUAGUUUGCAAGGAUCCCAAGCAUGUGGAACCCCAAGACUUCUACGGGAGUGGAUUGAAUGUAGCAGCCGACGUAAACAACACUGCCGGCUCCCAAGCAACUCCCGUCGGUGUUGCCCAAAUCCCAGGGCUCAACACUCUCGGCAUCUCCCUGGUUCGCUUUGACUUCGCCCCACACGGCAUCAUCGCUCCCCACACGCACCCUCGCGCCACCGAAAUCUUGACAGUCCUCGAAGGCACGGUCCUGGCCGGCUUCAUCACCUCCAUCCCGGAUAACCGUCUCAUAACCAAGACGUUGAACAAGGGCGACGUGUUCGUGUUUCCUGUGGGUCUCAUUCACUUCCAACAGAAUGUCGGGAAUGGGCAUGCGGUCGCCCUUGCAGCUUUGAACAGCCAAAACCCAGGUGUUAUUCCCAUUGCAAAUUCAGUUUUUGGAUCACACCCGGACAUCCCCACGGAUAUCCUUGCAAAGGCCUUCCAAAUCGAUGCCGCUAUUAUAACCGACAUUGAGGCCAAGUUUUAGACAGUAUCAGGGUUUGAAUUGUGGGGCGUGCAUUGUACUGAUCUUCACAUAUAUAAUAAUAUAUA
Cucurbita maxima (winter squash) is the source of this 785-nucleotide messenger RNA. RefSeq names its product putative germin-like protein 2-3. The coding region runs from base 1 to 720 and encodes 239 amino acids. The record is from RefSeq and is a predicted model, not a curated record. Gene Ontology annotation, cellular component: cell wall. Lineage: Eukaryota; Viridiplantae; Streptophyta; Magnoliopsida; Cucurbitales; Cucurbitaceae. The transcript is spliced from 2 exons. Gene Ontology annotation, molecular function: manganese ion binding.